Molecule: messenger RNA, 2898 nt
Organism: Malania oleifera
Lineage: Eukaryota; Viridiplantae; Streptophyta; Magnoliopsida; Santalales; Ximeniaceae
Product: protein FAR1-RELATED SEQUENCE 6-like
Exons: 4
Coding region: 825-2834 (669 amino acids)
Biological process (GO): regulation of DNA-templated transcription
Molecular function (GO): zinc ion binding
Source: RefSeq, a predicted model, not a curated record
UCUUAAUGAAGCAAGAAAUCACGUGGGGAAAACAAAACAAAGUCAGAGAGGAGCACUGAAAUUUCCCCCCUCCAGUUUUCUUUCUUUCUUUCCCAAAAUUUCCAGAAAUUUUUUUGGAAAGUUAUUAGUUACCUGUCAGCACCGAGACUUCUCAGCUUUUCCCUUGUCACAAGACUCACUACGACCGAUUGGUUCGUUAAUGGCAGAGGCCUUCGACAGUUUGACUCGCACCACCUUCAUCUUCGACCCUUCGAAGCAACACGAAGCCAGCAGCAGCCGUUUGUCUUGACCAAUUAACCCUUCGAAUCAGUACAAAACCUGCAGGAACCCUUCGUCUUCGACCCUUUGAAGUUCGAACCAGCACAAGGCUUUCGUCUUCAACCCUUCGAACCGUCUGGAGCUCUUCAUCUUCGAGCCUUCAAACCAGCAGGAGCCCUUUGUCUUCAAGGUUCAUGCCUUCCAAACAAAAUCUGCAGCUCUGCUUACAGAGAUCAAGUGGUCUACUUUCAGAAUUUUGUUUAUGGUCAUAUUUUAAUUAGAGAAGGUAACCUCCAAAGAAAUUGAAAGACGGCAAACUAAUGCAUGAGCCUCCUGCCAAGCUGGGGAGGGUGGUCUGAUGUGUGCUGCCUUAUCUCUACAUGCAGAGAGAUUUUGCAUGGUGACACUUUGAACAUCUGCAUUUCUUGUGCUGAAAGAACUUAAUCAUCAUUUUCUGCUUAAUAUACUGAAGUCACUUUUGGGAUGCAUAUGCGAAUAAAGAAGUUCUACACAGUGCAAUUAUUUGGUGGAUGGAUGCGUUUAUUGGGGUUCAUAUAUGACUGCUGAUGGAAGAAGUUUGUCUCAACAGGGAGCCAGUAUUUGAAGAAAGCGAUGAGUAUGAUGUGCAAGGAGAUGGCCAUGUGGUGGAACAUGACGAUGAAACAGUUGGAACACUGACAAAGAAGGAACCCCCACCACCUACUGUUGGUUUGGAAUUUGAUUCGUUUGAGGAAGCUUAUGAUUUUUACAAUUUCUAUGGUAAGCAGCAGGGUUUUGGCAUCAGAGUAAGCAAUUCGUGGUUUAGAUCAAAGAGGAAGGAACGAUAUAGGGCAAAACUCAGCUGCAGUAGUGCUGGGUUCAAGAAAAAGAGCGAAGCAAACCACCCGAGGCCAGAAACAAGAACUGGUUGCCCAGCAAUGAUAGUUAUUAGGCUGGUGGACUCUAAGCGAUGGAGAAUAGUGGAAGUAGAACUGGAACACAACCAUCCACUAAAUCCACAGAUCAAAAGAUUUUUCAAGUCACAUAAGAGAAUGAUUCUUGCAGCCAAAAAAGCACAGCGGCCACAACAGCCUGUUAUGGAAGUACAUACUAUUAAGUUGUAUCGAACAGCUGUUGUGGAUAUUGGGUGUGAUGGUUGCUCAGAUGUUGACAAAAAAGAGAGUACAAAUUCUGUGGAUCACUCAAAGCACUUGGAACUUAAAGGAGAUGCACAUGCAGUUUAUAACUACUUUUGUCGCAUGAAGUUGACAAAUCCAAAUUUCUUUUAUUUGAUGGAUUUUGAUGACGAAGGGCAUCUGAGAAAUGUGUUUUGGGCCGAUGCCAGGUCUAGGGCUGCAUACAAUUACUUCUGUGACACAGUUGCAAUUGACACAAGCAGCUUAACAAACAAGUAUGAGAUCCCAUUGAUUUUAUUUGUUGGAGUAAACCACCAUGGACAGUCUGUACUACUGGGCUGUGGCUUCAUUGGGCACGAGUCAGUUGAGUAUUUUGUCUGGAUUUUUAGGGCAUGGCUUACCUGUAUGCUAGGGCACCCUCCACGCGUUAUUAUCACAGAUCGGUGCAAGCCCUUGCAAAGUGCAGUUUCUGAGGUGUUCCCAGGAGCUUGUCAUUGUUAUUGUUUGUGGUAUAUCAUGCAAAGAGUUCCAGAGAAAUUGGGAGGAUUGAAUGGAUACGAAGAAAUUAAAAGGCAACUGAAUAAAGCAGUCUAUGACUCAUUAAAGAUAGCUGAGUUUGAAACUUCUUGGAGCAGCAUGAUCAAAAGGCAUGGGCUUGGGGAUAAUAAAUGGCUUCAGUCAUUAUAUGAAGAUAGGCAACAAUGGGUUCCAGUUUACUUGAAAGACACAUUUUUUGCAGGAAUGAUCUCCAUCCAAGAAAAUGAGGGUUUGGAUGCAUUCUUUGAUGGUUAUGUACAUAAACACACAUCUUUUAAAGAAUUUGUUGAUAAGUAUGAUCUAGCUCUACAUAGGAAGCAUCUGAAGGAAGCCAUGGCAGAUAUGGAGUCGAGAAAUUCCAGCUUUGAUUUGAAAACAAGAUGUAAUUUUGAGGUGCAGCUCUCUAAGGUGUACACAAAAGACAUUUUUAGGAAGUUUCAAUCUGAAGUUGAGGGGAUGUACUCUUGCUUUAACACGAAGCAAGUGAGUGUAAAUGGCCCCAUCAUUACAUACAUUGUUAAAGAACGAGUUCAAGUUGAGGGAAAUGAGAAAGAAGUUAGGUAUUAUGAGGUUUUGUAUGAAACAACUCAGGCAGAUAUUCGUUGCAUUUGCAGUUUGUUCAACUAUAAGGGUUACUUGUGCAGGCAUGCAUUGAACGUCCUCAAUUACAAUGGUGUGGAGGAAAUCCCCUCUCGUUACAUUUUGCCACGGUGGAAUCGAGAUUUUAGGUGUAGGUAUCCUCAGGAUCAUGGCUCCAGUGAUGUUGAUUUGAAUAAUCCUGUGCAUUUGUAUAGUCAACUGUAUAAACGUGCAAUACAGAUUGUUGAAGAAGGGGCCCAAUCUCGGGAACAUUAUAAGGUUGCAUUUCAAGAUUUGCAGGAGUUAUUGAACAGGUUUAAUCUUGUAGAUGAUAACUUAUUGUAAUGUGGAAUGUUAAGUUGCCCAAUCCAAUGUAAGUUGGCAAGAAGUAUAUGUAUGUUAUAUGAAA